AUGGAGCCAUCGACCAAGCCUACUCACCCACCCAAGGACGACCCGAUCUCCGUCGAGGAGCUCAAGCAGUACGACGGCACCGACGCCUCCAAGCCCGUCUACGUCGCUGUCAAGGGCACCAUCUUCGACGUUUCGCCCAAGCGCGAGAUGUACGAACCGGGCAAGGGCUACCACAUCUUUGCCGGCAAGGACGGCUCGCGCGGACUCGGCAUGUCGUCGCUCAAGCCCGAGGACGCUGUUCCGGACUACAGCACUCUUGAUGAUAAGCAGCUCAAGGUGCUGGAUGACUGGCACUCGUACUACACAAAGCGCUACAACAUCGUCGGCAAGGUGGCUCAGUAG
This is a messenger RNA of Kalmanozyma brasiliensis GHG001, 342 nucleotides long. Its product is annotated as Cytochrome b5-like heme/steroid binding domain protein. The coding region runs from base 1 to 342 and encodes 113 amino acids. The record is from RefSeq and is a predicted model, not a curated record. NCBI's taxonomy places the organism in Eukaryota, Fungi, Basidiomycota, Ustilaginomycetes, Ustilaginales. The transcript is spliced from 4 exons. Gene Ontology annotation, cellular component: endomembrane system; membrane.